Molecule: messenger RNA, 5691 nt
Organism: Dama dama (fallow deer)
Lineage: Eukaryota; Metazoa; Chordata; Mammalia; Artiodactyla; Cervidae
Gene: ENAH
Product: ENAH actin regulator
Exons: 16
Coding region: 299-2737 (812 amino acids)
Biological process (GO): actin polymerization or depolymerization; axon guidance; actin polymerization-dependent cell motility
Molecular function (GO): profilin binding; SH3 domain binding
Source: RefSeq, a predicted model, not a curated record
GGAGGAGGUGAAGGAGGAGGAGGUGGGGGGCUGCGGCGGCCGCGGGACCCACACUCGGCGCCUCGGCCUCUCCGCCCCCUCCCCAGCUUUUCUUUCGCCCGCUCCUCUCCCGCUCCGGACCGGCGCCUCGGCUUUGUGCGAGGAGAUGGUGUAGCCCCGCGGCCGCCUGGAGGAGGAGCUGGACACUUGUCUGCCGGCCCCGAGCUGCGUCCCCGCCCCUGGAGGAGAGACCCCCCCGCUCGGCUCGGCGCCUCCCGCGUCUCCCGGCUGCUGGGGAAGCCUCGGCGCGGCCGGCACCAUGAGUGAACAGAGUAUCUGUCAGGCAAGAGCUGCUGUGAUGGUUUACGAUGAUGCCAAUAAAAAGUGGGUGCCAGCCGGUGGUUCAACUGGGUUCAGCAGAGUUCAUAUAUAUCACCAUACAGGCAACAACACAUUCAGAGUGGUGGGCAGGAAGAUUCAGGACCAUCAGGUUGUGAUAAAUUGUGCCAUUCCUAAAGGAUUGAAGUACAAUCAAGCUACACAGACCUUCCACCAAUGGCGGGACGCUAGACAGGUGUAUGGUCUCAACUUUGGCAGUAAAGAAGAUGCCAAUGUCUUCGCAAGUGCCAUGAUGCAUGCCUUAGAAGUGUUGAAUUCACAGGAAACAGCCCAGAGCAAGGUUACUGCUACCCAGGACAGCACUAAUUUGCGAUGUAUUUUCUGUGGGCCAACAUUGCCUAGGCAAAAUUCACAACUACCUGCCCAAGUUCAGAAUGGCCCAUCACAAGAAGAAUUGGAAAUUCAAAGAAGGCAACUGCAGGAGCAGCAGCGACAGAAGGAGCUGGAGCGGGAGCGGCUGGAGAGAGAGAGAGUGGAGCGGGAGCGCCUCGAGCGCGAGCGCCUCGAGCGGGAGCGGCUGGAGAGGGAGCGCCUCGAGCAGGAGCAGCUGGAGCGGGAGCGGCAGGAGCGGGAGCGGCAGGAUCGCCUGGAGCGGGAGCGGCUGGAGAGACUGGACCGCGAGCGGCAGGAGCGAGAGCGGCAGGAGCAGCUAGAGAGGGAGCAGCUGGAGUGGGAGCGAGAGCGGAGAAUAUCGAACGCCGCUCCAUCCUCCGACAGCUCCCUGUAUAGUGCUCCACUUCCUGAGUAUGCCAGUUGCCAGCCUCCUUCAGCACCUCCUCCAUCAUACGCUAAAGUCAUCUCAGCUCCAGUAUCAGAGGCCACUCCUGAAUACGCUGUAGUGACCGCUUUGCCACCUACUUCCACACCCCCUACACCACCACUUCGACACUCCGCGACACGUUUUGCGACAUCUCUAGGUUCAGCCUUCCACCCCGUUCUUCCCCACUAUGCUACAGUUCCUCGUCCUCUGAACAAAAACUCUCGACCUUCUUCUCCUGUGAACACACCCUCUCCUCAGCCUCCAGCUACGAAGCCCUGUGCCUGGCCUACUUCCAAUUUUUCCCCCCUCCCUCCAUCUCCUCCAGUAAUGAUUAGCAGCCCCCCAGGCAAAGCCACUGGUCCGAGGCCUGUCCUCCCCGUCUGUGUCUCUUCUCCUGUGCCCCCGAUGCCCCCCUCGCCAACAGCGCCCGACGGGCUGCUCGACCCCGUCCCGCACCCCGUGUCUCCGCCGCCUACCUCGGGGCCGCCGCCGCCGCCGCCGCCUCUGCCUCCCCUGGCGCCACUCUCACACUGUGGAUCUCAAGCUUCUCCUCCUCCGCCUCCGAGCACCCCUCUUGCCUCAACUCCCUCAUCCAAGCCUAGUGUUCUCCCUUCUCCCUCUGCAGCUGCCCCUGCCUCUGUGGAGACUCCUCUAAACUCUGUGCUGGGAGACUCCUCUGCUCCUGAGCCAGGCUUGCAGGCAGCCUCUCAGCCGGCCGACACUCCAGCCCAGCAGGGCAUUGUCUUGGGACCACCUGCACCUCCACCCCCUCCUCCACUCCCGCCAGGUCCUGCCCAGGCACCAGCCAUACUCCCUCCUCCCCCAGGACCCCCUCCACCCCCUCCACUCCCUUCCUCAGGGCCUCCGCCCCCGCCUCCUCCACCGCCUCUUCCCAAUCAAGUUCCCCCUCCUCCUCCUCCACCUCCUGCUCCUCCCCUCCCUGCAUCUGGAUUUUUUUCGGGAUCCAUGUCUGAAGACAAUCGCCCUUUAACUGGACUUGCAGCUGCAAUUGCUGGAGCAAAACUUAGGAAAGUGUCACGGAUGGAAGAUGCCUCUUUCCCAAGCGGAGGGAACACCGCUGGUGUGAAUUCGGCCUCAUCUAAAACAGAUACAGGUCGUGGAAAUGGACCCCUUCCUUUAGGGGGUAGUGGUUUAAUGGAAGAAAUGAGUGCCCUGCUGGCCAGGAGGAGAAGAAUUGCUGAAAAGGGAUCAACGAUAGAAACAGAACAAAAAGAGGACAAAAAUGAAGACUCAGAGCCUGUAACUUCUAAGGCCUCUUCAACAACUACACCUGAACCGACAAGAAAACUUUGGGAAAGAACAAAUACAAUGAAUGGCAGCAAGUCACCUGUCAUUUCCAGACGGGAUUCUCCAAGGAAAAAUCAGAUUGUUUUUGACAACAGGUCCUAUGAUUCAUUACACAGACCAAAAUCUGCACCUUCGUCACAGCCCAGUGCCAACGGAGUCCAGACGGAGGGACUGGACUAUGACAGGCUGAAGCAGGACAUUUUAGAUGAAAUGAGAAAAGAAUUAACUAAGCUAAAAGAAGAGCUCAUUGAUGCAAUCAGGCAGGAACUGAGCAAGUCAAAUACUGCAUAGAGAAACAAACUAAGGAGAGACAGGACUUUAAUCUCGAAAAAGAAGAAAAUAAAAACCUGCAAAGAACAACUGUUAGCAACAACAAGACCCUUACAUUUUGUGAGCUGUGAGAAGAAAAUGGAGAUACACAGUCAGAAGGAGGGAAAAACCAACAUACUUUGAAAGCCUUCAAACAUUACUACUCCGGCGGAUAAGCUAUUUCCCUCCCAGUUUGCUGCUUUUUUCUGACCUUUACAACAGGAUGGAAGAGAGUCGUAUAGGAGUUCCUGUAUCAGUUAUGCAGAAAAUUACUAAACCUGUCAGGCAAGAUCACCGUGCAUUGAAAAUAUUUUCAUGUCAAGAGAAAAUUGCACAUUUUCCACAGUCCAUUGCUAAAAUAAAGAGGAGAAAGGCUUGAGAAGUUUUGUUUUUCAGAGAAUGCUGAUGAAGAAUUUAGCAAGUGAUGCUAUUGUAUUGUAAAUGUUUCUCUCAGGUUUGUCUUCCUAUCAUAUUUGAUAUUCCAUGGAUAAUUGAGGUCAGCCCUGUGUAGGUUAAGAUCAUAAAAUGUGGAACAAAUGGAAUUGUAUGUGCUUUCAAAAGGUGACAUUUAUAAGAAAGUGUCCUAAAAAUGAUUUGUCCAGAGUGAGGAAUUUUAGAAUGAUAGGAGGUCUCUCGAGUUUAGCCUUCAUGCAAUUUUGUAGAUUCAAACAUAAAAUUCAUCCAGAAUUUAAAGAUUUAGAUGCCUUCCUAAAUUGUUACAAUGCUUUACCAAAUCUAUGACUCCUACAUAACACAAACCAGUGGUCAAAUGUAAAACAAUAUAUUGUAGAUUUACUGUAGGUUUUCAAUCUUUUUUAGAUUUAUGCAUGUGGACAUUUUUAUAAUGUAAUUACAACCACCACAAAAAUUAGCUUUUUUAAUUGCAGACAGUAAUGCAUGUUAAACUAAUAUGUAGUGGCCUUUUCAAGGCCUAGUCCCAGGGAAAACAUUUUGUAGAGUAUAGGGAGUGGGAGGAGGGGAAGGAAUAAUUUUUUAUUUAAAGUUAAUUUCUGCACUAUCUUUUUUCUCAGUUAUCUGCAUGAAUAAUGAUGAGGAAUAUUUUGUGACUUUAAUUGGUAAAUAUGUUAACAGAACCAAGUACUUAAUCUUUUACAUCAUGUCUUCAGCUAUUUGUAUUUUAAUUCAGUAACUUCAAUGGUCUGAAACAUGAUUCUGAGCUUCACAUGAAUUCUGUCUUACUGUGGAAUUCAAGCGUUCGAUCCCUGAAUCUGGCAGUUAUUACCUAGGUGCCCUGCAGUUAUCCAGGUGUUCAUUCCUGACUUCAGAGCUGCUUUCGGACUUUUAUGUUGAAAUACUAGAAAAGUAGCAACGAUGGCAGCAGUUAAGGUCACAGAAAUCAUCGGAUAAAGGGAAAAAUGACGAGGGGUCCUGCAUAAUUUUCUUUUAAUAACUAAAGUAAGACUUAGGUGGUAGGAAGAAGGAACUAGAUGCUCUACUUACCACCAUGUGCGUGUGUGUGUGUGUGUGUGUGUUUGUGUGGGCACUCACGUGUGUGUGUGUAUAAUGCACUCCCUUUUCUUUGAAACUUCUAAGAUUAAAAUAGGGGAGAAAUCCUGUAUGUUACAAUGAUAGCAUUUUUUGAAAAUCUAGGAAAUCAAAAAUUCUCCAGGCUCUCCAUCUUGGUUUAUGCUUGAGUUAUGUGCCAUAUUUGCUUUGAAAUCUUUGAUUAUCUGUAGUUUUACUAAAAUUUUGAAGAAAUAAUCCACUGUUGUCUGCUUUCUGGAUUUCUUAAUCUACCUUCAUAAGACAGAGCUUGUUGAUAGCAUAGUUUUCUAAAUGCAGGUUUGCAGCCAUCACCACUUCAACGAGGUUUGAAUGAGGAAAUUUUUUUUUUCUUAUUAAAACAGUUCCUGUUUCUGUAGAAACUUCGUUUUUAGAUUAAUCUGUGAUGGAUGAGCUAUCAUAAUUCAAAUAUGCAGUUCUUUUUCUAUCAGCUGUUCAUUGUCAUCCAACAGUAAAGACAUUAAAGAUGCAGCAAGCUUAAAAAAAGUACUACUUUCUUAAAGAAAUAGGAGGCAUUUCCAUCUUUUUUACUGUACUUUUGGUUAUGCAAACACUUUGGAGAUAUAAAUGUUUAUGUCCCCCAUAAAUCUGGUCAGAAAUCAUUUUUGAUUUUGUUGAUUAAGUUAAACAGUAGGAUAGAGUACUGGGUACAAGUGGUCCAAAGUAAGAUAAAAGUCUACGCUAAAAAUGCUAGAUCUUGAAGAAGAAACUGGUUUAUGCACUAAACGUUUUGUGCCUUGGUCUAAAUAUUAACAUGUCUGUGUAAAAUGACAAAAAGAACCAGUGUUGAAUCAUGUUUUAUUUCCUGUCAUUCUGCUUUAUCCCAGACUGCUAAAUGUGUUCUUUCCAAGAAGUUUGAUUGAAUUACUGUGUACAUUUACUGUCCUGUGUGACAGUUUUGUCAUUGUUAGAGAUUUCAGUAAUUAAAAUGGGAAACAGAAGCUUAUUUUCCUUAUCAAAACUAUGUUCCUUGGAGCCACGUUAUUAUGAUGGUUUUCGUGCUCUUGUACAUUGGAUGUCUUAAGCUGAGUGCAGUUUAGGGGAUCCUUUCUAAUUACAGGAAGGUGGUACUUUCCUUUAACACUGUGAUCUGACCUGUGACAAAUCUGUAUUACACACUAUGUAAAUGGCUAACAAGUCAAUUGCAAACCAACUGAAUGUACAAACCUUAGUGCUGGUGCUGAAAUCUCUUCAGAAUAGUCAUCAUGAUCUAAAAGUUUGUUUCAGAAUUUGCAAGUAUCAAGUGUCAAUCAAAACUGAAGAUGAAACACUAAUGAAUGUUGAAUUCUCAUGCUUUAGGUGUACUUCCUUUAUAGUUUUUGUUUCUCUGCUAUGUUUACCAUACUGUUCCAUUUAAAUUUCCUACACGCUAACUUCGUUUGUGCGAUUGAAAUAAAAUUGCAGUAUAUACA